AAAGCUUUGAGCACUAGUCUACGCCGAGAUUUACUUGACUACAGAACUUGUUUUUAUUGCUCUGCGGCUUCCUAAGAAAAACAUAAAGCGCUAAUCAGCUGCAAAGUAUUUUAUUUCGGGGCUUAGUCGUUCAAACGUCAAGGUUAUCGCAAGAAUUAAGAUGCAGCAAAUAAUUUUUGUGGCUUUGCUGGUGGUGGCUGCAGUCGGCGCUGCACCACAGCAGCAGACAUCCAAUGUGGAUAGAAAUAUUGAUAGCAUCUUCAAUACGAAUCCCAGCAUUUUUGAGCAAACUGCAGGACAGCAGCAGCAGCAACAGCAGCAGCAGUCGCAGACGCCUACACGCCGUCCAGGCUUCUCCGAAAUAGUAACACCCGAGCCCAAUGUGACGCCAAUUAACUUUGAGUCCAUUAGCGGCAAGUCAGCUACUUGCAACUGCGUGCCUUACUACAUGUGCGAUCCGUCCACCAAUAGCAUCACCGAGGAUGGCACCUUUGAUGGCUUUGGCGCUAUUGAUAUACGCUUUGGCAACGACGAUCCUAUUUGUCCCUCAUCCGUGGAUGUUUGCUGCGCUGGCAAUCGCACGCGUGCUGAAACUUUGACGCCCACAGCGCCAGUGCGUCCACGUGGUUGCGGCAUACGCAAUGUGGGUGGCCUAGACUUUACGCUGGUGGGUGCAAACAACAAUGAGGCGGGCUUCGGCGAGUUUCCCUGGACGAUUGCCAUGAUGCAUGCCAGCAACUUUAGCUACUUCUGCGGCGGUUCGCUUAUACAUCCACAGGUGGUGCUCACUGCGGUGCACUGCGUCAAUACGCAGCAGCCUGGCUCGUUCUUGCUGCGCGCCGGCGAGUGGGACUCGCAGACUGAAAAGGAACGUCUGCCGUACCAGGAGCGCACAGCUCAGCGCAUUAUUACGCAUCCGCAGUUUAAUCCACGCAAUGUUGCCAAUGACUAUGCGCUUGUUAUAGUGGAUCAGCCCUAUCUGCUGGAUGAUCAUAUCAAUGUGGUUUGUUUGCCAGCGCAGGGCGCAACUGCAACGCCGCGCACCACUUGCUAUUCCACGGGCUGGGGCAAGGAUGUAUUUGGCGCCAAUGGCAAAUACAGCGUCAUCAUGAAGCGUGUGCCAUUGCCUGUGGUGGAGUUCACCAGCUGCCAGUCGCAGCUGCGUCGCACUCGUCUCGGUCCCAAGUUUGGGCUGGAUCGCUCGUUUAUGUGCGCAGGCGGUGAAGUGGGCGUGGAUACUUGCUCCGGGGAUGGCGGCGCACCGCUGGCCUGUCCCAUUGGCGCAGCUGCGGACAAUCGCUAUCAACAGAGCGGCAUUGUGGCCUGGGGCAUUGGCUGCAAUGAUGCCGUGCCUGCGGCUUAUGCUAAUGUUGCCUUGGCGCGCAAUUGGAUUGAUCAGCAAAUGUUGGCCAAUGGCUUUGCCAUUGAUAGCUACACGGCCUAAACUACUGCACAUUAGUAUACCGUAAUUCCAUUAGACUAUAAAAGACUUCAAUAAAAAGAAAUUUCGCUUUCAA
Molecule: messenger RNA, 1517 nt
Organism: Drosophila busckii
Lineage: Eukaryota; Metazoa; Arthropoda; Insecta; Diptera; Drosophilidae
Product: phenoloxidase-activating factor 2
Exons: 2
Coding region: 161-1444 (427 amino acids)
Biological process (GO): proteolysis
Molecular function (GO): serine-type endopeptidase activity
Source: RefSeq, a predicted model, not a curated record